This is a messenger RNA of Amphiprion ocellaris (clown anemonefish), 1174 nucleotides long. Its product is annotated as testis-expressed protein 43. The record is from RefSeq and is a predicted model, not a curated record. The transcript has 4 exons. Lineage: Eukaryota; Metazoa; Chordata; Actinopteri; Pomacentridae. Bases 294 to 665 code for a protein of 123 amino acids.
CGACUAAAUACCUUUUACAGAAAUGUACCUGCUACUGGAUUAAUGUUUUCUGUUUAUUUAUCAAGUAAAAUCUACAUUUCUGUUACUUUUCAUUACCUGGAUUUGCUACACCUGCUUCUUAUUCAUCACUGACUUGCUGCACUUGUUUGUUUUUGUAAUCUUUUUAAUCUAAAAAUGAAGAUAAUUCAGACUGUAGUUUGAGAGAUUCCCUCCUACAGGACGUCUCCUUGUAAUCCGACCCCGACCCAUGAUGCACUGGGGGGUUUCUACGGCGACCCUGACAAUCAAAAAACAUGGCCGAAGCUGCAGAGAAGCCGGACCAGCACGAACAAACUUCCUCCCACGUCCUGACAUUUUCCGCCCGACACCCGAUGAUCCCCAGACUGUACGUGAUGCCCUGGAGGCGGGACAUGAAGCACCAGAGGCUCCUGAUGAAGAACGCAGCUCUGGCUGGGAUCCCCACGGUUCCUCUGGAGGAGUCGUUGUGUUUCUGUGGUCGAGAACGUCUCUGCCACGGUCAGGACUCCAACAAUAGAUCUUCAUCAUCAUCAUCCUCCUCAUCCUCAGCCCCUCUCAGCCAGACGUUACUGACAGCUCAUCACUCCUCACACCUGUCCAGGUUCAACAGCUCAGUGGUGACGACCAGAAGCCUCUACCAAACCUGAGAACCAAACUCUUCGUUUCCUGCAUUCUGGUGAAUCUUUACGCUCCCAUUUGGUCGUUUUCUUCAUCAGUUUAUGGUGAACAUGUUAAAAAAAUAAACAAAAUUCAGUACAUCACACGAUUUAGUGAAACUUGUAAAUAAUACGGGGAAUAAGUAGAUAAAUGUAAAAGCUGCUGCUUAUGCUGCAGAAAGUCUCCUGUUAAUAAUUAAUGCUGCAACUACUAAAGACAAACAAGUUCCUUCUAUCCAGGAAACAACUCCAUAAAUCCAAGAAAAUUCCUUAAAAAGUACCAAAUAACCCAUUAAUAUUCUAAUCCAGCAUCUCACUGCAGCUCCAGGUUCAACAUCUGUAAAGUUUGAAUCAUCUGGAAGCUCCGAUGAACCAAAACCUGUUUUAAAGUUUGACUCCGACUCCCUGAAUCUUGACUUUACAGCUGAAUAAAUAUAAAUAUGUUGCAUUAAACUAGUCUGACUGUCUCCUGUUGUCGUGUCUUUGUAUUUAUUGUUCAG